This is a messenger RNA of Heterotrigona itama, 1319 nucleotides long. NCBI's taxonomy places the organism in Eukaryota, Metazoa, Arthropoda, Insecta, Hymenoptera, Apidae. The record is from the annotation of a GenBank genome assembly.
AUGACAGGCUACACAGAUGAUAACACCCAUACUAUGCGUAGUUGCAUGUUAUGCCUAAGGCUAAGAAGAAAUCUUACCUCAAAAAGGUAAGAGAAAUGCGUGAAUAUAGACGACAAAAGUUGAGAGAAGAAACGUUCGAGGAACGCGCCAUUAGAUUAUACACUGCUGCUGAGAGAAUGAAGAACGCCAGAGCAAAGGAGACGGAAGAGCAGGCAGCAAUAAGAAGAAUGCAGGAAGCUCAACGUAUGGCCAGGCAUCGUGCUAAAAAGAAGCGUUGCUUAGAUGAAAAUUUAGCAAGAGAAAUUUCAAAGAUUGCUGAACUGUCAAAAAUACCAGAUGCAGCUGCGAUAGCCCAAAUGUCAGAGAUGAAUAUGAACAAGAUUUCAGCUGAAUUGAAACAGAUGAUGGAAAGGGGGAAAGUACCAGAACACAUAGUUCAAAUGGCUCAACUUGCUGAAUUCAGCAAAAUGACUGAAUUGAAUAAAAUGUCUCAGGAUAUGGCUAAGAGAUACGAGAUGGAAAAGAUGGCAGAAUAUGCCAAAACAACAGAGUACAUAAAGAUGCAAGAAAUUGCAAAAAUGUCGGAGAUUGCCAAGAUGAACGAAAUGGUGAAGCUCUCAGAAAUCGCCAAAUACAAUGAUAUCACAAAAAUUAACGAAAUUGCGAAGAUGAACGAAAUGAUGAAAAUGUCGCAAAUGGCGAAAAUUAACGAAGUUCAAAGAAUGAACGAAAUAGCUAAACUCAACGAAAUGGUAAAAAUGACGGAAAUGGCGAAAUAUAAUAACGAUAUAACGAAAUUAAAUGAAAUUGCGCAAAUUAAUGAGAUGGCUAAAGAAAUUGCAAAGAUGAAUGAAAAGACGAAAAUGAACGAGAUGAUCAAAAUGGCAAAUAUGCAAAAUGACAUCACGAAGAUGCCUGAAUAUUCGAAAAUGGCAGAGAUGGCAAAAUUAACAGAAUUGGCUAAAUUAAAUGAAAUAACAAUAACGAAACUAAACGAUCCACCACCACCACCAAAAGUACCAGAAAUUCCACGAAUCCCUGAACCUGUGAUCACUGUGCCAAAUCCAAGAAAUUUGCAAAACGUUCAAACCGUUCAAGUAGCACAGGCUAGCCCGUCUAGUACAAUAAACUUCCCUACUGUGCCUGGUCAGGGUAAAUAUGCUCAGUUACUGGUUAUUAUCGAAGAGCUUGGUAGAGACAUUCGUCUUUCUUAUGCUGGAAGUCGUAGCGCAGCUGAACGCCUGAAGAUGGGAAUUCAGCAUGCUAGAAUUCUUGUAAGAGAAUGUCUAUUGGAAACGGAACACAACGCACGGCAAUGA